Notechis scutatus (mainland tiger snake) is the source of this 417-nucleotide messenger RNA. NCBI's taxonomy places the organism in Eukaryota, Metazoa, Chordata, Lepidosauria, Squamata, Elapidae. The record is from RefSeq and is a predicted model, not a curated record.
UGUGCUCAGAAGAGUGACUGGAAGUCGGCCAAGUCGAUGUACGACUUCCACGCCCUGGAUAUUAAUGGCCACGAUGUCUCCCUGGAGAUAUACAGGGGCAUGGUCUGCAUCAUCACCAACGUGGCGACGCAAUGAGGCAAGACUGACGUAAACUACACUCAGUUUGUCGAACUGUAUAGUAGAUACGCUGAGAAAGGUUUACGCAUUCUAGCCUUCCCCUGCAAUCAAUUUGGCAAGCAGGAGCCUGGUACCGAGGAAGAAAUUAAAGCAUUUGCUGAAACGUACGGGGUGAAAUUUGACAUGUUUAGCAAGAUUGAAGUCAAUGGGGAUAACGCUCACCCUCUCUGGAAGUGGCUGAAAAGCCAGCCCAAAGGCAGAGGCACUCUGGGAAAUGCUAUAAAGUGGAAUUUUAGCAAG